This is a messenger RNA of Volvox carteri f. nagariensis, 5004 nucleotides long. RefSeq lists its product as uncharacterized. Gene Ontology annotation, biological process: protein phosphorylation. The transcript is spliced from 17 exons. Lineage: Eukaryota; Viridiplantae; Chlorophyta; Chlorophyceae; Chlamydomonadales; Volvocaceae. Gene Ontology annotation, molecular function: ATP binding; protein kinase activity. The record is from RefSeq and is a predicted model, not a curated record. The coding region runs from base 1 to 5004 and encodes 1667 amino acids.
AUGCAAAGGAUGCCAGCAACGGCCUUGAGUGCGCACUGUCGCUUCAAGCUAAGUUGUGUGCGGCUGGAAGGAUUCACCAGUUUCCUGAAGCUAGGGCAGGGUUUCUUGUUGAGACGCUUCAGAAGCAUCUGGACGCAUCGUCUGUGCGGUUACAUGUGCCCCAAGCACGAGCCUGUGGGUUCGUCGUCAGCGCUCCUUAGGCAGGCGCUAGUGAGCAAGGCCUCGGUCGUGCUGAAGUGUGCCGCCCGGCAUGAGCUUGCGGAGGGGGGUCUGGGCACAGCGUCGGCGGUGCCCCAGCCGCCCCAGCAGCCGCCGGUGCGGCCAUCUCACGGGUCCGCAAGCAACCCCUCCAGCAGCUACCGAGGCGGUGGUAGCGGCACGAAGGCCUUCCCAGCCACCGUGGCGACGCAGUCUGGCAGCAGCGGCUACCUUUUCUCCGCCGUACAACCGGAUGUGGACGCCGCCGCUGCUGCCGUCACCACCGCCGCCACCGCCACUAGAAGCAACACUGCCCAAUGCUGUCCUGAUUUGGACCUUAUCGACGAGGACGCCGUGUUCGGAAGCGACAUGCUAUUCGCCGCCGUACCGCUGGUGUACGGCAUGUCUACGCUGGGCGUGCUGUGGAUUGCUGUACCUGUUGCCGACGACGACGCGAUGACGAUUGGCGCAGGAGCCCAGCUGCAAACCGGCGGAGCUACCGUGGGACCAGCCGGCGAGCAAGACGGCGGCGGCCCGCUUCCGCAGUCUAGACCGCCACAACCCCCGCUGUCUGCGACGCAGCAGCUUCAGCAGAAGCAUCUGGAAGGUUGCAACAGCAGCAGCAGCCGCGGCGGAAACGCCGCCGCUGCAACGCGGCGCGGGGCGACCCAUGGGUCUUCCAUCUCCUUGACCGGCAUUGCUUCCGGCCCUGCGGCUCUGCUGGCCAACCCAGCCGCCAUGGACAACGUGGCCAUGUCCGUGGCGAUGCACCUGGCGGCAGGUUGCGCCGAAACCACGUACCUCAACCGCUUGGGGGAAUCCCUGUACAGGCUGGCGGAGAGCGCUACGCUGGCAGAGCUGAUUCUGGAGCUGUGCAGCUCCCUCGUACAGCAUGUUCAGCAUCGUUUUUACGUGGAUGCAACCGCCCACUCGGCGCUGGUGCCGAUGCCGGAUUCGCGUGUGGCGUUCAUGUUGCGGCCGGAGAGGGUGGAUGGUCCGACGAGCUUGCGGGCCGCGCGCCAGCAGCAGCACCCGUUGUCGCAGCAGCAGUCCCGGUUGCGGAUGGCAUCCGUGCCGUCGGUGCCGAGCGGUGCAAACCUGCUCAACCUGUCAGGGGCGCCGGAGGUGGGAAAUCGAUCCAGGAGCGUUACACUGGCGGCGCAUCUGGCAGCAAGCAACAGCAGACGCAGCAACCCGACGACAGCUACCGCCACGACCGCUACCACCACCCCCGGCACUACCACUGCUACUGCGACUGUUACUGCGACCGCGGCUGCCGCUAAUGCAAGCACCAACGGCCGGCAGACAGAUCCACAGCGCGCGUGUACGACGGCGGCAUCGUACGACGGCCCUCCUGUGCGCGCAGCGCCGUCACGGGCCUGCUCCUUGUUGGCGUUACGGACCUCCUCGGCUCCGCGAGACGUGUUUAUGCUGGAGAGCAGCGUUAUGCGUUCCGACGGUUCGUUUGGGCUGCUGUCGAGCUGCCAAGCUGGCGGUGGCGGCGGCGGCGGCGGCAAUUUGCCGCCGUCGCUGUCGGCGCGCGCCUUUCGCCUCUCCAACACGCUUCUGCAGGCCAUGUUGCACAAUGCUCAGGUACGGCAGCAGCAGCAGCAGCGCAGCGGCGGCGGCGGCGGCGGCCAGAGCCCAGGAGGACCUCUCCUGGCGCCGGCCCUGGACCGACUCAAGCCCUCGUCUGAUUCCUUUGAUGGCAUCGCCGGUGGUGGUGCUGCUGGCGGCGGCGGCGGCGUACUCGCCGGGAUGUGUGUACGAGACUGCGCCCGCCAUGUGCAGGAUGAACGUCAGCCUUCGCGGGACGUCUGUAUGUUGAUGAUAUCGGCUGGGGACGGCCCUCGCUUUGGCGGCGGCGGCGGCAUGCCGGGGAGCAGUACACGCGGCGGCGGCGGCGGCGCAGCGGCGGCCGUGGUUUCGGAGUCCUCGGUAGCGUUACCAGCCGGGGGCGGCAGCGGCGGCGGCGCGCAGUCUCUGGUGCUUCUGGGCAUGGAGACGGGUGACGGUGCCGUGUUAGCGGUGUACUUGGCGUUUCCGACGCCGGCGCCGAUGCAAUUGCUCGAGGCGGUUCGGGACGGCUGUAGCGUACUGUUGCGGGAGCACCUAGCUCAGCUUGUACGGCACCGCCUCCGCUGCGCUGACCUGGCAGCGGAGUGGGAGACCCUUCGCGCCGGCAUCCCCGGCUCCUAUCUCUCCGUUUCCCGCUGCUCCGUCGUACCGCCCGAACCCGCCGCCGGUGGUGGCGGCGGCGCUACGCCGUACGUCCACUCGCCUCUGUCGCAGCCCUACGCUCGCCGCGCCGCGCCGCUGCUUAUGAUGAGCGCGGGCAGCAAUGUCUUUGUCGCGGCAGCGGCGUCAACAGCGUCCGCGACGGGGUUGGGGGGAGAGGAGGCGGGGUUCCUUCACGGCGCGCUGUCGUCCAACAGGGGUAUGGCACUGGGCAUGGCGUCGCCGUCGCUGCCCAGUCGUGCAGCGCUUGGGUCGGUGCCGGGUACGGCACCGGGUACGGCACCGGGUACGGCGGUCCCGGGAAGCGAGGCAAGCCUUGUCAGCUUGGCACCAGGGAUGGCGGGUCAGGGCGGUGCCGGCGGCGCAAACCAGUCGGCGUCGGCGUCGCACUUGAUGGGGCAUUUCAGCGCGGCAGGCCACGUCAGUGCGACGGGCCACGUCAGCUCGGCUGCGCACGCCAGUGCGACGGGCGACGUCGGCGGCCUUGGACCCAUGGGUCGCAGCCGUAAGGCGUCGCUGACACACGGCGGCAUGGACUUCAGCGAGCGACCCAGCGGCUUAACACUGGGAGGACCUUCAUGGUUGCAACGUGCCCGUCGCAGCAUGUCGGCAGCGCCGUCAGCGGUGACGCCAUCGUCCCGUUCCGCCUCGUCACGCGGCAUGUUCCUGCGGUUCGGCAGCCUCAAGCAAUCCACUGGCGGCGGCGGCGGCGGCGGCACGCCCCGCAGCCCGCUUACCAGCGGCUGCUACGCGGACCGCCUCGCCGACGGAGCCAACAGUCCCAUGGGUCCGUUGACUGGGGAGGCGGACAUCGAGGAGCCGGGCGUCUGGGGAGAUGCAGCAGCGCCUGCGGGCGCCGCCGCCGGCCUGGCGGCCGCCGGCAUGCUGACCGUGCACGAUUUGGACGAGACGUACGAGAGCUGGGGCAUGCGAGCUCACAUGGGCGCGUUGGUUGACUCAAUUUUGAGUACGACUCUAAGGAGCAGCGGAGCGCACCUUCGCGUUGAUGAGGGCGGCGUGGGUCGUACGGAGAUGGCGGCGGCUCGCGUGACUGAGGGUCUCGAGGAGCUUCAGCUGAGUGCCGUACUGGGCCAGGGCGCCAGUGGUGUCGUACUCAAGGGCAUGCUGGGCUGCACUCCUGUGGCCGUCAAGAUUAUGGAAAUGCCGGAUGCGCCCCCCUCCCGACUAGACGAUCCUCACAUGCCGUACACAUGCCGUACACAGGACGCGUCCAUGGGCGGCAGUGCUGCUCGUGGAGACACCUCCUCCCCGGGAACAUCCACCGCCCGCGAUCGCAACCACCACAACCACCACAACAACAAUAACAACAACCACCCAGGCGUUGAGACGGCCUACCUGAACAGCAGCGAUGAAGUCGCACCUGUUGCACCGUUUUUGGAGGGCUUGCCUUGCAGCCCGGGGGCAACAGCAGCGGCAGCGGCGGCCGCGGUUAUCGAUGCUCGGGAGGUUCGGGCUCGACGGGCCCUCCUCCGUAACGCUAUGGAGGUCGCGAUGAUGCGGACCAUUAGCCACGUAAACAUUGUACAGGCCUUUGGCGUGUACGACAAUGUGAUUAUGGAGCGUCACGAGGGCCGUCAGGGCAUCAUCAGCCUUCGCCGGAUCAACCAGAAGGACGCCAACGACCAGAAGGUGCCGGACGCAACAAACCCAGGCAUGAUGCGGAGCUCGCCCAUUUGUACGGCAAUCGUACUGGAGCUGUGCGAUCGGGGCUCUCUGGCGGAUGUGCUCCAUAACCGCAGCUUUCCCGCGCUGACCCUCCCGCCACCCCACCCUUCGAUAUCGCCGGCUGCUACCGCGGGGGCGGCCAUGCAGUACGCGCGAUACUGGAAGGGCGUGUACAUGACGCUGCUGGAGAUUGCGCUGGCGCUGCGGCACCUGCACUCCCGGAGGCUCAUACACCGAGAUCUGAAACCCGGCAACAUCCUGCUCAAGUCCAGUCCGGGUGACCCGAGGGGCUGGACGUGCAAGUUGGCGGACUUUGGGUUCGCACUUGUGCUGGAUCAGCUGGACCAAUUGGCGGAGGAGGAGGUGGCGGAGGUGGAGGUGGAGGAGGCGGAGGAGGAGGAGGAGGAGGAGGAGCAGGCGCUGCAACUGCCGUCAACGGUCAACAGCCAACAGUCAACUACCCCCAAUGGAAUGAAUGGAGCUGUCGGUGGAGGCGGAGGGGGAGGCGGAGGGGGAGGUGGAGGUUCUCGGGACUGGUACACGAUACAGCAACAAGUUGGGGGAACGGUGACCCACAUGGCUCCCGAGGCCUUUCGAAAAGGCUCCCGAAUCGACGCCUCCGUGGACGUGUUUAGCUUUGGCAUCAUCAUGUGGGAGGUGGUGUGUGGUCGGGGACAUAGGCCCUUCAAGGAUCUGCCACUGGACGCAAUCGGGCCAGCUGUCACCGGCGGCACAAGGCCCAUGUUCCCGUCGGGAGAUAAUGUACCGCUGCCGUACAGGCAGUUGGCUCGAUCGUGUUGGUCAGCCGACCCACGGGCCAGACCCGGUGCUUCGGAGCUGGUUGCGGUCAUCAAGGGGCUGUUGGAGUCCGUGAGGGCGUGA